AUGACACUGGCAGGACAGACCAGUGUUUCGACAAGCAAGCGGUUAAGGUUGCGAAGGGCCUCGCCAAGAGAAGACUGGGGCUUGGGAUUUGUUUCUCCAGGCCUGCCUAUCACCAGUCUUAUCAGGGCGGAAGCGGCCCUUUUGGGGAUCAAUCAACGGCUUAGCUUGGUGCUUUUUCCUGAGAUUGAGUUUAAACGACUCGGACGACUGGCUCCGUUCCCUUUUGAGGGCACCGCAAGGCCGGAUUUCGAUUGGCUUGCAUUGUGCAUGAAAGUCUCGUGGCCGAAGCCUGAAGGGGGGCUCUUUGCCGUUGGAAUUUUUAUUUGUAUUUUUGCGCCACAUCGAAAGGGUCAAAACACGCCGGCGAGCAAGAUCCAUGCGGGUUUCUGCGACGAACAGAGAGGCCCACGGCCGGACUCGACGCUGGAAAAACAAAUAUCCACACGCUGCAUAGUUAAUUAUCCGAUCAGCAAUGGGAGAACCUUGUAG
Messenger RNA from Coccidioides immitis RS, 489 nucleotides. RefSeq lists its product as uncharacterized. The record is from RefSeq and is a predicted model, not a curated record. Bases 1 to 489 code for a protein of 162 amino acids. The transcript is spliced from 4 exons. NCBI's taxonomy places the organism in Eukaryota, Fungi, Ascomycota, Eurotiomycetes, Onygenales, Onygenaceae.